This is a messenger RNA of Gadus chalcogrammus (walleye pollock), 1030 nucleotides long. It is a transcript of the gene ankrd22, whose product is annotated as ankyrin repeat domain 22. The transcript is spliced from 6 exons. Gene Ontology annotation, molecular function: protein binding. The record is from RefSeq and is a predicted model, not a curated record. NCBI's taxonomy places the organism in Eukaryota, Metazoa, Chordata, Actinopteri, Gadiformes, Gadidae. The coding region runs from base 88 to 663 and encodes 191 amino acids.
CGCGGAGCCAAGAGCGCGCCGGUAGAGAAGGUGAGUUAACGUCGCACCUUUUCCCCGCCGUCAUUGCGUCACCGCAGCGGCUCAACCAUGGGGAUUGUGUAUUCGGAGCCUGCCUGUCAGGCCGCCUUCGACAAUGAUGUACGCAAGCUUUAUCACGUCCUCAAAGCAGACCCCGCGAAGCUCAACGUCCAGGACGAGGGCACCGGAGACACGCCCCUCAUCGCUGCGUGUCGUCGUGGCAACCUCAAGGUGGUCCAAUACCUGCUGGACAACCACGCAGAUGUUCAUUUGACGAACAAGAAACAGAGGACAUGUCUUCACUACGUGUCCAAGAGGACCUUCACUGCUCUAGACUACCUGAUGAUCAUCAUCCUCAUGCCCAUCCUGCUACUAGGAUUCUUCAUCAUGGAGGACAAGAAGAGGAAGAACGAGAAGCUUAUGAAGAUGAUUCUGAGCAGCAGUGUGGACAUCAACGCCAAAGACUAUAAAGGAAACACAAGCCUGCAUUACCUGUCCCAUAAGAAGAGUCAAAGAUUGGUGCCGUUGCUGCUGGAGAAACAGGCCGACGCCGGCGUUAAAAACAACUUGGGACACACAGCGCUGGACAUAGCCAAUAAAAAGAAGUUCCUGAAGAUCGUCACCAUGCUUAAGAAGGCUGGCUGACCGCACCAAGAGACGAGGAGACGGAAAGGAAGUAAACGGACCCAGUGAACUGACAGACGCAAAUAUGUAAAUAUCAACAACAUGCGAGUCAACAACGCGCUUCUAUGUACCAUAACAUUCUGUAAUAACCGUUUUGUUUUUUCAUUUGUAUCACUACUUCACAACUUCCCAUAAAUGCAUGUUAUUGAGUCCCCUCUUAAAACCCCAUUGCUAUUUACAGUCAAGAAAAACCAACAGGCAAAUGUAUAUUCAUAUUUCAAUGUAAACAAAGGAAAACUUUUGUAGAUAUUCAUGAAAGAUUUUAACGAGAUUACGAGAAUUCUAAAUUAAAACUGAAUCACAAUUGUAUCUCAAUGUAUUGGAGUGU